CUGAAUACACAACGAAAAUACAGAAAUAAAUUUCAAAGUUUUCUUUGUGAUUUCAUCCCUCCCAAACUCAACUUCAUCUUCGUCUAUAAAUUCCUCCAACUAAGCACAAAUCAGUCAACUCAAGAAAAAGAAGACGGAAUAACCGCCAGCUAUGGUAGUAGAGGAGUCGCUUCGCAUUCAAACAUUCAACCAAGUUCCAUCUGCGGAAGAAUUCGCCUUCCAUAUUGAACCGAAGAAUGUUCCAGCUGUCUUUGAAGGAUGUAUCAGGAAUUGGGAGGCUUUCUUCAAAUGGAAUCCCUACAAUGGCGGCCUCGCGUAUUUGCAGCAACAUGUGGGAUCAUCUGUUGUGCAAGUGAUGAUGUCCAGAUCUCCACCGGUCUUUUAUGGUGACAUUAGAAGUCAUGAAAGGGUUCCAAUACCAUACUCAACUUUCAUUGCAUAUUGCAUGGAUCAUUUGGAAAAUAUAGAGGAUGGCAAAGAUAAUCCUUGUCAAUCUGAAGAGAAUAGGCUGAAAUUAUCUGACAUUGAUCAAACUGAUAGCUGUGCAAAUGAGGUUCAGCAAUAUUAUCUAGCUCAGGUGCCAAUACUAAAUGUUGAGAAUGACGAUGCCGCACAAUUGAAGUGUUUGAGUGAAGAUAUUCAUACGCCUGAGUUCUUGCAGACAAAAAGCAUGUUUUCCAUUAAUUUGUGGAUGAAUAGUGCUAAGACCAGAUCAAGCACUCACUAUGAUAUCUACAACAAUCUCUUAUGCGUAGUGUCUGGAUGUAAACAAGUUUCUUUAUGGCCACCUUCCGCAAGCCCCUUCUUAUAUCCACUUCCUUUAUAUGGGGAAGCAUCAAAUCACAGUGCUAUAAUGUUAGGAAGCCCAGAUCUCUCACUUUACCCAAGGGCAAAAUAUUUGGAGGAGCAUUCCCAGAUAGUUGUUCUUCAAGCUGGUGAUGCACUUUUCAUCCCUGAAGGAUGGUAUCACCAAGUAGACAGUGAAGAUUUAACAAUUGGUGUUAACUUUUGGUGGCAAUCGGGAAUAAUGUCUAGUGUGUUGGAGCAUAUGGAUGCAUAUUAUUUGCGAAGAAUAUUGAAAAGAUUGACUGACAAAGAAUUGGACCAAAGAGUGCAACAUUCUCUAGCUGGGAAUGAAUUUGCAGCCACUACGAGUGACCUGCCUUCUAAUGCACAUAGAGAUGAUACCGAUCCUGCUGGACUAGAGCAAAAGAAUAUGUUGCACAAUUUGGGGUCCCUUGAACUCCAGUCUCUGCGUCGACUUGUUUCUUUAGUCCAUGACCAUGUCAACCAAAGCCAACCUGUGGGGUGCAGUUCUAAUGACACUCAAGGAAUUGAAAGCAAUGAUCAAGUGGCUAUCAGAAAGGAGGACUCAAGUUACUGUCUAGAAGAUCAAGUUGCUAAUCUUAUUUGGUCUCUUGAUCCAAUUACUCUUAGGAAUGUUUUUUAUGCAAUGGCUCAUAAUUUCCCAAGGACUCUGGAGGCCUUAGUAUUGCAUGCAUUGUCACCAAUUGGAGCAGAAAUACUAACUCGUAAGUUUGAAGAGGUGGACCACCUCAUGACUGUUGACAGCAGGGACCAUUUCUACCAGAUUGUCUAUGGUGUGUUUGAAGAUCGGUUUGCUGCGAUGGACAAACUUUUAAAUAGGAAAGAGUCAUUUGCCUGUCAGGCAUUCAAAGAUGUGCUUGACCAGUAUUUGGGAGUUAAUUUCAAUGAUGGACCUCAACGGCAAGUCUGAUAAACAUCCACUGCUGCCAGUUUUCCAUAUAUGAAGUAAAACCUGGCGCCACAUUCAGAUUGAUACUUCAAAUCAAAUUGGAUUCACUGAUGAAACUAUCUUUUCUUUGUGGCUAAAGGGUCAAAUAGGUCCUUGAACUCACUUAAAGUGUUCAAUUAGUCCCUUAUAUAGGAGGUUCCGCCCGGCCGUCACUAAUUGGGCCGGUUCCCGGUGAAAUUUUUUGAUAAAUUUUUUGAGCAUCUUCUUCAUUAAGUCUAGUUUACUCAUACCAAAUUUCAGCUAAAAAUUCAACCGGGAAGACAGUCAAAUGAUUUUCCAAAAUGUACAACGCUGUUUAACUUCGCAGUUAUCUUCAAAAAAUCAUUUGACUGCCUUCCAUGUUGAAUUUUUAGCUGAAAUUUGGUAUGAGUAAACUAGACUUAAUGAAGAACAUGCUCAAACAAUUUCAAUAAAAAAUUCCACCGGGAACCGUCCCAAUUGGCGACGGCCAGGCAGAACUUCCUAUAUAAGGGGCUAAUUGAACAAUUUAAGUCAGUUCAAGGGCCUAUUUGACCCUUUAGCCUUUCUUAGUCGGUACUUGAACAUGUGGUUUUCUCACUGUAUAUAGGUCCACACUCAACUACUCUGGUACUUUGAGAUUGUUAGAUUGUAUAGGAUUUAUACAAAUUUGUGGCUUUGCAAGUAAGCUACUCUUAUAUGAUCAUUUUGGGAUAUGUUUCUCUUCACUCUUCAAGCGUGUCAUCCGUGUAGUAACAAUUGUUUUGCAUGAUAUUGAAGCUCCUUCCCCUCUCCUUCCCCUUUGAAAA
This is a messenger RNA of Cuscuta epithymum, 2544 nucleotides long. The record is from the annotation of a GenBank genome assembly. Lineage: Eukaryota; Viridiplantae; Streptophyta; Magnoliopsida; Solanales; Convolvulaceae.